UAAUAAAAGCGACGUAAAAUAUUAUUCUGUACGCACACGUUGGUGAAAACUUUUAUCUCGACCAAGAUGGAACACUUAAUAUUAUAUCCGGAUAUCAUAUAUCCGGAACAUUCAGUAAGAGCAUGGGUCGAUUGCACCGCUCACGUGGAGCAGGCGGUCCCCGAGGCAGAUCGAGCUCUUUUAUACGAAAAAAUGGGCAUAGUCAUAUCCGUGCACUGCCACAUGAUUUCGUGCUCGGGAUGGGAGAAUUUAGGUCCGCUUCUGGGGUGGGAGCUAUUUUUGCAGUUCAUGAACAAUCCCGUCGAUUCCGAUUUUCCGAAAAAUUACAGGUUCUACAGGAUAAUGUACGGCGAGCGACACGACGGUAUGCAAUUCGACCACCAAAUUGCUGACAAUAGACUCCUCUUGGAAGCCAAUGGCACAACUUACAACGUUGGGUACAGAAUACAAUUCGCAUUUUAUCCUUGGUGGCGUCAGAGCUACGAACAGAAUUUUCCAACUUUGUUUACAUUGCCUAGUAUCAAAUAUUAUAAGACAGUUUUUAAUUUAUACAAAUCCUUCAAGUAUCUCCUUAAUUUGGCAGCGCAAUGUAACGAGUCUGAUCGACUAUCGACUAUCGUCGACUAUCAAGUUCUGAUGCACUUGAAUUUCACAGUGCAUAAGUCUAUAUCAGCCUUCAUUGCAUGACAAUGUGAGCAACGUUGAUUCACUUUCAUAACAACCCAAGAAUACGUAUCAAGAGUCGAAAUUAAAAAUUUUCAUUUAUUUCUACGCGCUGUAUUAGAAAGAAGUCUUCGCCGUAAUUUCAAAAAAACGCUCCGUAUCGAGCGACAAAAUAAAUGAAACGGGCUAAAAA
Molecule: messenger RNA, 856 nt
Organism: Trichogramma pretiosum
Lineage: Eukaryota; Metazoa; Arthropoda; Insecta; Hymenoptera; Trichogrammatidae
Exons: 2
Coding region: 67-687 (206 amino acids)
Source: RefSeq, a predicted model, not a curated record